Molecule: messenger RNA, 769 nt
Organism: Strongylocentrotus purpuratus (purple sea urchin)
Lineage: Eukaryota; Metazoa; Echinodermata; Echinoidea; Camarodonta; Strongylocentrotidae
Exons: 4
Coding region: 1-519 (172 amino acids)
Source: RefSeq, a predicted model, not a curated record
AUGGCAUGGAAGAAGAUCUCUUUGAGCUUUGCAGGUGUCUUUUUUGUUUUGGCGAGUCUUGCUUCUGGCUUCCCUGUUCACAGAGGAUGGAGUGAUUGGAGCGAAUGGCCCGACUAUUUCCAAACAUUGCUACCGGCAUUAGCUGAUGCUCUCAUAGGAGUUGGACCAACAGAUCCGGUCCAUGAAGCUAGUCCUUCUUGGAGUUCCCUUGUAGAACCGUCCGAAAAGAGCCCAUUCUCUUUCGUUGAAUCUAGCUCGUUUGAAUCUCACGUACGACCGAUAGAAGUCAUCCAAACUACCGCAAAGGCACCCGAAGAGAGCCCUGUUCCCAUGUUUGAAGAUCUUGCACGACUGGUAGAAGUCAUCCAAACUCCCGCAGAGGUCGAAAAUCAUAGCGGAUUAUUGGGUUCGGCAGGUGGAAAUGGAAAUAUCACGUAUGAGAAUGUACCCUACACCAUCAUAAAACAGCUAAUCCACGUUGACUCAUCGGGUGGACACACAAGGAUAUCCACAGCAUGAUUUAAAGAUACUAUGUCCCUUUUGCAGCCAACAUCAAAUUCUGUAGAACUUUGCAUACGUCUGGGGCAUGUGAAUAAAGUCACCAACGGCCUUCCAUACCUACACCAUCAGAAAACAGCUGAUCCAUGUUGACUCAUCAGGUGGACACACAAGGAUAUCCAAAGCAUGAUUUCAUGUGGCUAUCCCUAAUCUUGAAACAAAAGAAAAUACAGUUAACACGAUCGCAAAUACUUGCGAAGCAAUUUCCGUA